AUGGCCCACAGCAGAGACACAGUCACACACGUGCAAAGCCAAAGACGAUCGACGAUGGCCAUGCCCAUGCAUGGGCAAGCAGCCUAGUAGUAGUAGUAGCAUUUCCAAACACAACUCACAUCACAAUCAAUUAAAAAUCGAUUAAAAUUUAUCGAAAUAGUUGUAUCCUGGCACAUAUGACUAAAUGCUUACCUUGUGAAUUGCCACGCAAGCAGUUGUUCCGCCAAAAUAGAUUCCUAUGGAGGCUGCCAUAUUGUUCCGCAAAGUCAUUAACCUAUUUCUUACGUCACAGCUGUUCGCCAAUCAAGCAUCGCCAAAUGUACUAUAAAUGUACACGUGUAACGAUCAUCAGCUGCACUGCUUUCUUGCCAGUUUACAGUACGGUGAUCUAAUGAAUCUAACGCCGAACUUGACGGGCAUUAGUUCUUGCACCUCCCGUUAACUGAACAAGCUGUAGUGUAUGCGUACGUCGUAUCAGCCGGGACAGCCGAAGGAUGCGAUUUGGUCUUUGAGUUAGAGGAAUCUGUAUUGUACCAACCUCGCAUGCGCAUGCUUGUACUUGUGUGAGUGAUAUUGUACAAAUACAAGGAGAGCGAUUCAUCAUGAAGGCUUCGUCACAGCCAAUGUGCUCAGCUAUUGUCUUUCUCUCGGUUAUGCUGAUGCAGUUUUUUGCAGAAGCCAAAAUAAAGGAAGGAGAGUGUGAUGUGUGUAUUUCUGUUGUAAAACACCUUGAAAGCAUCAUGACAAAUGAAGACAGAAAGAGUGAAGACAAGAUAGAGAAGAAGAUACGAAAGUACUGUAAGGAUGCCAAAGGAAAAGAAAACAGAUUUUGCUAUUACAUGGGAGGAACAGCAGAUGCUGCAACAGGCAUGUUGAAUGAUCUCAUCAAACCACUAUCAGUACCUCUCCCACCAGAAAGAAUUUGUGAGAAACUAAACAAGAAAGAUAGUCAGAUCUGUGAGCUCAAGUAUGAGAAACAAAUUGACUUUGAUUCUGUUGAUCUGAAGAAGCUCAGAGUGAAGGAACUCAAGAAAAUUCUAAGUGAUUGGGAAGAAGACUGCAAAUCAUGUAUAGAAAAGAGUGACUUUGUAAAGCGUAUUGAAGAACUUAAACCUAAGUAUGUCAAGCAGAAACCAAGAGAAGACUUAUAACUUGUGCUGUAAAUGAGUUUAGGUUAUUUAUUGGAAAAGAAAUUUGUAUUUUGUAUAGUUUUUCUAAUACAUCUUAUUAAUUCCUUACAUGAGCUGUUACACAAAGUUAAGUUUGACUUAAAAUCACUCUUAAAGCCAAUAGUUUGCAAAAUCAUGCCGAAGAAGCAUCCAUUUCAGGAAACUAUGUGUGAUGUUUGAAUCCAAUACCUCAUGUGCAAUAGCACUAAGCAUGAUUUUUAUUCAAACUUAAACUAAACUAAAGGGGAAUCCAACCUUGAUCAUUAAAUGUUGUGUGAGAGGGGAAAAUGAUAAAGAAUGGUGAAGGUUUGAAAGAAAUCAGACAAGCAAUAAGAGAGUUAUGGCUGUUUCAAAAUUGAAAAAUUAAGAUCAUGAAAUUUUCAAUUUGGCAACUGGGUAAGUAACUUCUGACAAGUGGAGAGGACAACUUUCCCAUAGGCCAUGUCCUUAAUUAUUAGAUAUUUUUGGUUUUCUCCCAAGUACCCAUUCCCCUCAAUAUAUAACCCAGGUAAAUAUAAUUUGAAAUAAAAUUGUUGAACAUAUCAAAAUUUUAGCCAUGUAAUGUAUUGGAGUAAAUAGAAACUGAGUAGUCAUUGCCAUACAUCACUAUGACAUCAUCAAUGUGGCCAAUUUGAAGUCUCCAUAGGUAUAGUGAUUACUAAGUAUUACAACUUUUGAAAAUUCAUAGCUUUCUUGUUUGUCCGAUAUUUAAAUUUUCACCUAUCUACUUGUCUGAUUAUUCUUUUUACUCUGAGACUUCUAUUUGGGUUGGAUUCUGCUUUAAUAAAACUCCAUGUGAGACAGUUGCUAGUUGUGUUACAGUCAACCCUGCCUCUAAGUAAUUUACAUGACUUAAACUCAACAAAUGAAGACUCCGAGAGGUUUGACUAUAAUUACAAGAUUGCUCUUUGAAUUUCCUCAUCACACAGGAAAUGUGUAUUUCAGGAUAAUAUUUGGUAAUGUUCUAACCAGAAGAGGUAAAAUCCAGCUCCAAAUAUAUGUAGCAUUUUGUUUCAUACUGAAUAAUUCACAAGAUGCAAGGGUAUGAAAGCCUGUUCUGAAAAAUAGUCUGAAAUACACAUUUCAUGUUACUUUCAAUAAAUUUCACUUCAUUUGUUAUUACUAUUAUCAAAAUAAUGUGAAAAAAAAAGUCUAAAAAGUGAUUUUAAUACAGAAUUAAAAUCCCCAAAUUAAAUAAAAAAUGUGAGAUUUUACACAAGUAGUACAACUCACUCAGUUUCUCAAUAAAGCUCUCUGUACUCAUCUUGUUUUUGUGUGUAAAAGUCAAAAUGAAGAAAGAAAAAUGAAUGACUGUAAAUAGUUCAAUGUGAAUCUUUGCAUUCAUGGCCAAUGCUGUGCUCUAAACUAACAAUACGGAUUUUACAAGACAGACCGUACACAAACCUCUAUCAACAUAUUGGUGAUAACUAAUUUGAGCAAGUAUAAUGUAUGCACAUUUUCCCUGUAUGAAGAUACACUUAGAUUCCAUCAGUUUUCCUUGGUCAACAGAGGACUGAGAACAAUGAAAAAAAAAUCACUACCCCAUACUUGUGCAGCUUAAUAUGUGAGAACACUGUCCUCACUCAGUCUACAUGUAGUUCUUUUGAAACUAGCGUCAGUUCUGUCUAUAAUACUGUGGUGAGAUUAUUCCUGUGCUGUUUAUUAAAAUCCCUAUUGCCAUGUGACAAUGAUUUAAAAAUUCAGUACAGACUGUGUAUACCCUUUUCCUUUUUCUUUUUUUAAUACGCCUGUCUUGACGGGACGUAUUAUGGUAUCACGCUCGGUGUCAGUCCGUUAACUUUUCCAUGUAAGCCCGAUAACUUCAGUUUAACCAUGGACCUACUAUUUGUUAACGUAAUAACUUUAGUUGAACUUAACCUAGGCACAUAUAAUUUGGGGUGUAUGAUACUAGCAUGGAUCCCAGGAAGUCUAUUGAUUUUAAGGUCCAAAGGUCAAGAUCAAAGUGACAUGUUUUCAUCUUACACUUCUGAAGUCCAUGUAAACGCGAUAACUUUAGUUUAACUUGACCUAGGCUCACAUAAUGCGGUGUGUGUGAUACUAGCAUGAAUCCCAGGAAGCCUUUUGAUUUUGAGGUCCAAAGGUUCAGGUCACACUGACAUGUUUUCAUCUAACCCUUCUGAAGUCUUUGUAAACGCAAUAAUUUUAGUUUGGUGGUGUUUUUUUUUACCUGAUUGCUAAGAAAGCAUGAAUGCUUGUAAGCAAGCAACCAGAGGACCGACGGCUAAAGGUCCUCUCCGAAGGACCUGGUACUGAGGAUUAAUGCCUUACCAAAGGGCACUAGCGCACCAAGUGGGAAUCGAACCCGGGUCACCGGAAUACGAAUCCCCCGCUCUGCCAACUGAGCUAUCGCGCCUCAAACUUAACCUAGUUUAACUUAACCUAGGCUCAUAUAAUUUGGUGUGUAUGAUACUAGCAUGGAUCCCAGAAAUCCUAUUGAUUUUGAGGUCAAAGGUCAAGGUCACAGUGACAUGUUUUCAUCUUACCCUUCUGAAGUCCUUGUUAACACAACUAACCUAUAGAAAGGCACAUAUAAUUUGGUGUGUAUGAUACUAGCAUAGAUCCCAGAAAUUCUAUGGAAUUUGAGGUCAGACAGUCAAAGGUAUUUCAACUAUUUAUUUAGGUUUAUGUCAUUUCAUGUACAUUAUAUUCUCAUUCAGUUAUUUUCUUAUAAUUUUCUUGAAUCUUGUUAUUAUUGUACUUUUAUUACAAUUUUCAGGGGAUGGAUAAACUAUGUAUUUCAGUCUUGAGCCCAGAGUAUCUCAAAUAAUAUUUAUCUAUUAACUAAGAUUAACCAUACGAUUCAAUGAAUAUUGAACUAUUUAUAUGAAAGUACUUGCUAUGUUCCAAAUAUUUCAUAAUAGCAUCAGUGCAUUGUUUGCAUUGUUUGAAUCAUUGAAAUUUUCUUUGAAAGUAGUGUUCUUCAUGACUCUGACAUCUUGAAGGGAUUCCAACCUUGACCAUUAUAUUAAAGAAAUUUGUUUUUUUAUGAAAGGAGAAAAAUAUGAAAAUCAUGCAUGUAGUUUGAUAAAAAUCAGACAUGUGAUAAGCUAUGGCCAUGUGAAAAAUUAGAUCUCUUAACUAAAGCAAUUUGAUGAGUUUAUUAUUGCAACUGUCCCAUAUGAAAUGUACUUGGUUAAUUAGUAGUCCUGAGUUCUUCUCCUAAUCUUGUUUUCCCCUUUUUGAAAACUUUUGCAAAGUAUGGCAUGUGUAUAUAGGAGCAGAUGGAGGAAUUAAUCCUAAUGAAUGAUAUCCUACAUGUAUAUAUGUAUACAUCACAAUGAUGUUACAUGUACCUAUGCAGACAACAGUAAAUUCAAAUAAAGUUCAUCCCUUUAUUAUUUA
Lytechinus pictus (painted urchin) is the source of this 4532-nucleotide messenger RNA. RefSeq names its product mesencephalic astrocyte-derived neurotrophic factor homolog. Gene Ontology annotation, cellular component: endoplasmic reticulum. Lineage: Eukaryota; Metazoa; Echinodermata; Echinoidea; Temnopleuroida; Toxopneustidae. The coding region runs from base 603 to 1151 and encodes 182 amino acids. The transcript is spliced from 4 exons. The record is from RefSeq and is a predicted model, not a curated record. Gene Ontology annotation, biological process: neuron projection development; dopaminergic neuron differentiation.